This is a messenger RNA of Verticillium alfalfae VaMs.102, 651 nucleotides long. RefSeq names its product cytochrome oxidase assembly. NCBI's taxonomy places the organism in Eukaryota, Fungi, Ascomycota, Sordariomycetes, Glomerellales, Plectosphaerellaceae. The transcript is spliced from 2 exons. Bases 1 to 651 code for a protein of 216 amino acids. Gene Ontology annotation, cellular component: mitochondrial inner membrane. The record is from RefSeq and is a predicted model, not a curated record. Gene Ontology annotation, biological process: mitochondrial respiratory chain complex IV assembly.
AUGAUCAGCAGGCUCGCCAGCAGACGCGCCUUGCAGCCGCUGCGCGUCUUGCCGACCACCACAGCCAAUGUUGCCAAGUGCACGAGAACGCCUCUUCAGCAAAGAUGGAUGACAGCUGCGCCGAAGCCUGGUCAAGGACCCUUGAUGGAGCGCCGUGCCGACCACCUUGCCUCGACGACCUUCCGCUGGUCCCGCUCCUUCCCCAUCUUUGUCGUCAUUGUCGCCGUCUCGUCGCUCGCCAUCUUCAACUACCAAAAGUCUUCUUCGCCCGUCGUAUCCUCGACGCUCUACGCCCUACGUGUCUCUCCCAAGGCCCGUGAGCUACUGGGAGAUGAGGUCUAUUUCAAGCACCAAAUCCCCUGGAUCAGCGGCGAGAUGAACCAGCUGCACGGACGCAUCGACAUUGCGUUCAGUGUUAAGGGCUCUCGCAGCGAGGCAGUCAUGCGCUUCGCGAGCUACCGUCUCUCGCACAAGGGCAUGUUUGAGACAACCGAGUGGAGCCUGGAGAUGCCGGACGGGCGCAAGAUUGAUCUGCUCGACGGCACGGAUCCGUUCAAGGGCAUCGUCGGCGGAAACGACCUGGACGACUACGACGAGGAGGCCGCCUCGGCGGCGACCAGGGGCUUCAGGCAACAGCCGAAGCUCAAGUAG